GUGGGUAUUCGUUUUGUAGGCACGUUUUCUAUCCAGCAUGGCAAGCAAGCACAAGAGGAAGUUGAAAGACUUGUCCGUAGAUGAGUUCCUGGUGUCUGGCUUUGACUCAGACGGAGACGACUCUGAUUCGGAUGGAGAAGAGCAUAUCCAACAGAAUGGCAAGAAGAAGAAAACUGACCCUCAGGAGACGAUCCCCAAGAAGAAAGGUAAGGCGACUGAGCACAAGGACCAGCUGGCUAGGCUUCAGGCAAAGGAUCCAGAAUUCUACAAGUUCCUGAAGGCCAAUGACCAGAAGCUGCUGAACUUUGACGACUCAGACAGCUCAGAGGAUGAGGAUGAGGAGAAGUAUCACACGCUACCCUCUGAACUAGAGGAGGCCAAAUCUGAUGAGGAAGAAGAUGUACCUGCCAAGUCGAAGAAAGCUGAAUCCAUCCCAGUCACAGAGAAGAUGAUCGCUGAGUGGAAAGCAGCUCUAAGAGCUGAACCCUCCCAACGACUCUUCAGAGAAGUCACUCAGGCUUUCAAAGGCGCUGUAGCAACAACGAAAGGCGAGAGUGAUGACCAGUGCCGAUACGUUGUGUCCGAUAGUGCAGUGUUCAAUUCGCUGGUGCUGUUCUGCAUAAGAGAUAUCCCAGUGGCUCUGCAGAGGAUGCUUGACCUCAAGUCACUUGAGAAACAAGACCAGAAGAAACUGAUAUUGCCAUCAUCCAGUAAGAGGUGGCAGAAGAACAUGCUUGACAUCAAAAUGUACCUUAGUGGUCUCAUUCAGCUCUUGUCCAGUCUAACUCAAGCCACAGUCAUUGCCGCUGUUCUCCGUCAUAUUCACCAGAUGGUGCCCUACUACCUGUGUCUGGCAAAACAGUGCCGAAUAUUACUGAAGCACCUGGUGAAGCAGUGGAGCACAGGAGAGGAGACUGUGAGGGUUCUGGCCUUCCUGGCCCUCAGCAAAAUCUGCCGUCACAAGCAGGAUGUCUACCUCAGUGUCGUUCUAAAGCAAAUGUACAUCGCCUACGUGCAGAACUGCAAGUUCACCUCCCCCACCAUCCUGCCCCUGAUCAGCUUCAUGCAGCGCACCCUGUCCGAGAUGUACGCGCUGGACACGCAAGUGUCCUACCAGCACGGGUUCAUCUACAUCCGCCAGCUGGCCAUCCACCUCAGGAACGCCAUGACUAUGAAGAAGAAGGAGACGUACCAGUCAGUGUAUAACUGGCAAUACGUGCACUGCCUGCACCUGUGGUGUCGUGUGCUGAGCACCCUCUACCCCAGCGAGAUCCUGGAGCCCCUCAUCUACCCGCUGUGCCAGGUCAUCCUGGGCUGCAUCAAACUGGUGCCCAUCGCACGCUACUACCCACUGCGACUGCACUGCGUGCGUGCCCUCACCCUCCUGUCCUCCAGCACCAGGACCUUUGUGCCCGUGCUGCCCUUCCUGCUGGAGAUCCUCCAGCAAGAAGACUUCAACAAGAAGCCAGGCCGCAUGAGCGCCAAGCCCAUAAACUUUGACGUGGUCUUGAAGCUGAGCAAGACCAACCUACAGGAGAAAGCCUUCAAGGACGGCCUGAUCGAGCAGAUCUACGACCUCAUGCUGGAGUACUUCCACACGCAGGCGUGCACCAUCGGCUUCCCUGAGCUGGCUCUCCCCACAGUCAUCCAGCUGAAGGCUUUCCUGAAGGAAUGCAAAGUGGCCAAUCACUGCAAGCCGAUCCGGCAGCUCCUGGAGAAGAUACAGGAGAACAGCAGCCACAUCACGAGCAGGAGGCAGCGAGCCGCGUUUGCCGUGGCCGACGGCACCGCCGUGACUGCCUGGGAGAAGCAGACGCGAGAGGAAGGCACCCCCCUCACCAAGUACUACAUCCAGUGGAAGAAGCUCCGCGAGAAGGAGGUCCAGAUGGAGAUCUCCGGCAAGGAGAGGAUGAUGGACCUGAACCUGCCUGAGAUCAAUCGCAAGCUGAUCAAGGAGAAGAAGAAGGACAAGAAGGAGUUCAAGGGCCUGUUCGAGUCGGACAGUGACGAUGACGGGACCGAGCCCGUGCUCAAAAUCAAAGAAAAAGCUGGGGAGGGUGAUUCAGAUGAGGACGAUGGGGAGCUGGAGGACCUGUCGGACCUUAGUGGUGAUGACGAUGAUGACGAUGAUUAUGGUGGAGAGGAAGACUCGGAUGAUGAUGACGAACCCUCAGGCUCGAAAGGGAAGGCACCCAAGAAACUGUCAAGCGUGGACCUGCAGGAGAUCGCCGAGGGAGACGAGGACGUGGUGGAGGACUUGGAGCUGUCUGACCAGGACUGAACAGCAGGACCGUAGCCCCAAAGGGACCAGAAUGUACUGGAUUGACCCUGAGGGGACAGGGAGGGGGGGGUGGCAGUGUCUCUCUCUCUCUCUCUCUCUCUUUCUCUCUCUCUCUCUCUCUCUCUCUCUCUCUCUCUCUCUCUCUCUCUCUCUCUCUCUCUCUCUCUCUCUCUCUCUCUCUCUCUCUCUCUCUCUCUGGAGGAUUCCUCCGAGUGUCCAGCUGUUGCACAGUGGAAACGCAGCCGGCUGAGAAGGCAAGGACUUUGUGUGUAACAAGACCAGAAAUUGUAUUAAACUGAUAUAACAUGCGAUAGCGAUGUUUUGUGUAUAAAUAUUCUGAGGUUCUUUUGUUAACUAUGUACAGUAUAUAAGAAUUUGGUUAUGUUAUCAUGAGAUCUACAUGUUCUCUUUUUUCCUGUUUGUCCCCCUACGCACGCACACAUACAUACAUACAUACAUACAUACAUACAUACACACACACACACACACACGGUUUGAUUUUUAUUUUUUAAGUAAAAAAAAACAACUAACUUACCUGUAUGGCUGUGUGUAUUCUUCCCCCCAAAAACCAACAGUACAUUUAGGAAAUGGCAAGGAAAUGGAUGGGUAGAUAAGAUUUAGAGGUUCAAAGUGGAUAUUGGUGGCCUGUUUUCUUAAUCAGUGAAAGGAUUUCCAUGGCAAGUUGAAAGAAGAGGCCAAAAAGUAUAAACAUUAUUUCUGGAAAUGUCAAACAUGGAAAAACAUAUAUGCGAAUAUGCUAGGGGAUAUUACCAUUACAAUGUGUCUGCUGAAUUUCUGUCCAAUUCUAAAUGGGUUGAUGCAAUCCCAAAUGUCUAAAAGAAUGCAUAAUGAAACGAUUUUGAGUAAUUUGUGUAUCUACUUUUAUUAGACAACAGAGAUUUUGCUUCCUAAAUACUUUGGGUGUAUUUAAUUGGCUGUUGAAUUGUUGGCUACAUAAAAGUCUAAUUUGCCAUUUUUUGAAA
Messenger RNA from Alosa alosa (allis shad), 3264 nucleotides. It is a transcript of the gene noc2l, whose product is annotated as NOC2-like nucleolar associated transcriptional repressor. The record is from RefSeq and is a predicted model, not a curated record. Gene Ontology annotation, cellular component: Noc1p-Noc2p complex; Noc2p-Noc3p complex; nucleoplasm. The transcript is spliced from 19 exons. Lineage: Eukaryota; Metazoa; Chordata; Actinopteri; Clupeiformes; Clupeidae. Bases 38 to 2281 code for a protein of 747 amino acids. Gene Ontology annotation, molecular function: transcription corepressor activity; histone binding. Gene Ontology annotation, biological process: ribosomal large subunit biogenesis; negative regulation of transcription by RNA polymerase II.